CCGGAGCGAUGCGACGAGAAGGCGGAAGAUGGCAAAUGGGUCUCGGUUCAUUAUGCAGGCAAGCUCGCUGACGGCACGGAGUUCGACAACUCGUACAGCAGAAAUGACCCAAUUACCUUCCAAAUUGGUUCCAAUCGGGUAAUCCCUGGCUGGGAGGAAGGCAUUCGAGGCAUGUGUGCGGGGGAGAAGCGUCACCUGGAAAUCCCCCCUCAUCUGGGUUAUGGCGACGAGGGCAUCGGCCCCAUCCCAGGCGGCGCGACUCUGUUCUUUGACGUGGAGUUGGUUGGCAUCAGCGAAGAGCCC
Messenger RNA from Volvox carteri f. nagariensis, 303 nucleotides. RefSeq lists its product as uncharacterized. The record is from RefSeq and is a predicted model, not a curated record. Gene Ontology annotation, biological process: protein peptidyl-prolyl isomerization. The transcript has 5 exons. NCBI's taxonomy places the organism in Eukaryota, Viridiplantae, Chlorophyta, Chlorophyceae, Chlamydomonadales, Volvocaceae. The annotation marks the transcript as partial. Gene Ontology annotation, molecular function: peptidyl-prolyl cis-trans isomerase activity.